UUGAGCUUCUCACGCGGAUCGUAUCCAAUCGAACGACGACGGUUUGGCUCAUUGACUCCGGGUCGCGUAGAAUCGCGUAUUGUGUUCCCCAGGAGAGACGUUGUGGCGCGUAAAAUGCGAUACACUGUUGCUGGCCGUUGCAGGAAGGUGUAAAGCAACUGUGCGGGGUAUUUCGUCAGUGGCCAGCGGAUGGCACCUGGUGCGGUACGGGGUGGGUGGCAAGCUGUUUUUUGGAAGGAAAAAUGAUGGAAAUUUAAAGAUUGAUUAAAAAGAAUAAUUUGCUGGAAUCGUAGAUCAGUGAAUGUGUCAUCUUCUCUGAAUUAGAAGAAAAACUUUAAGAGUGAAAGCUGAUGAAGGUUACACAGUUGUCAAUGUGUUGGUGUAAGUGCUUUUCUUUUCGGAAAAGUUGAUGGCAUGAUGUAACGCUACAGCUGGUACGGAUGGAAAAGUAGGCGCAAUAGCGGCCGUUGAUUUGACACGAGUCUGUUUUUAAUUCAAAGUGCUGUGUCGAGUGCGCCAGUAAUUAAUGACGGUUGUUCCUCAUUUUGUAUCUUACACAAACUUGUCUCGAUUUCAAAAGCUCUCGCAGUGGAAAAGUCAGUGCUGCUGGUGCUGGUGACUUCCGUUGUGGGUGGAUGAAUUCAUUUGUGUACUAGGAGGGUGCUAAAGCGUCACAUUGGAUACUAGCUGUGGACAGCUUAGCACAGCUCAGCUCGGUAGUAAUGCUGCCGGCUAUAGAAUUUUGAGAUGAAAACCUAUCUAUGGAGCAUCAAGUCAAGGUGCGAGCAGGAGCUGGCAUAAGUCUGCACUUUGAGGAUUAUUGCAUGUAUGAAUGCAGCAGUGUCAUUGGCAAGAGGAGGACUUUUGUUUAUGUUGCAGUCUGCGUAUAAUGUUUAACUACAGUUCGGAUACCGUUUAGUUCAACGGUAGCAGGGUAGUUCGACACACUAACAGUGCACCACGCUUCGACUGCCAAUAAAGUGAUUGAUGAAUAAUUAAACUACAGAGAAAAGUUCAACGAUCGUCAGAUCCCGAAGCAAAAUCUCUAUUGCAUCGAACCAGUGCAGCGGCGUUUGUUAGCGAGUGUAGUGCAAGUGGGAUGUGGUUGAAUGGUGAAAAAAAAUUCUAGAGCAUAAAUUUGUUCGCUCCAACGGCAUGUAACUUCAUCCUGCACCGGGUCUCGUUUGGUUCCGAAUAUACGCCUUGAAGCGAUAUGACGAGAGCCAAAUUGGAGUACAGUAGACCCGCCUAGCGUGUCCUUGUUGUUGUUUCCGUUGUUAUCGUCGUUAUUGCAGCUGCUGUGCAAGGAAACCACCCACUGCCUAGUGAUGACAGUACUGUUGCCGAAGAGGGUUUACUCGAUUCAAUCCAUGCCGUGCUAGGAACCGGCAGUUCGUGUCCUCCGGUGGAAAAAGAGUUAUUUUUAGUGAAUAAAUUAUUUGCUCAGAAAAACAUAUAAGCUCGUAAAAGUAACCACUACAUCAAACUUGGUUCGAGGGAAGAUAAUAAAAACAGUGCUCGCAUAUACUUGUAUAUAUUGCACAAUCAUGUAUUGCUGGUUCUAAAGUCCCAGCCAGCAGUUGUCGCGCACACGCAAAAUCCGAAUCCAGGGAUCGUAAAAAAAGGGAUCAACCUCGAAGUGGUUCCUUUUUUCUUCUUUUGAUCUGCCGCUGCUCUGCUCAACCCGCUAGCCGCCCACGCCGGAGCACAGCAGGGAUGGAAACACGAAUAGGAUUACUGGGAUUACUUUUCUACUACUGCAUUGUGAUUGCCACUGUGCUAAACCUGAUCGGUGGCGAGGUACAAUCGUACUGGGAGCAACCGUACGCUCAGCCUUACUUCGACAAUAGCACCAGGCGGGAUGUAACCGCAACAGUCGGCCAAUCUGCCCUCCUGCACUGCCGGGUGCGAAACCUUGGAGACCGAGCGGUUUCCUGGAUCCGGAAGCGUGACUUGCACAUUCUGACCGUUGGUAUUCUCACCUACACCAACGACCAGCGCUUCCAGUCGCUGCACACCGAAGGCAGUGACGAGUGGACACUGCGGAUUACAUCGCCUCAACCCCGGGAUUCCGGCACGUACGAGUGUCAAGUGUCAACGGAACCGAAAAUAUCACAAGCCUUUCGGCUCAACGUUGUGGUUUCCCGGGCGAAGAUCCUCGGCAACUCGGAGCUGUUCAUCAAAAGCGGAAGCGAUAUCAACCUGACGUGCGUUGCGCUUCAGUCACCGGCGCCGCCCUCCUUCAUCUACUGGUACAAGGGUGGUCGCGUGGUUAAUUACUCGCAACGGGGCGGCAUCAGCGUGCUAACGGAGCGGCAAACCAAGACGAGCAAAUUGGUCAUUGCACGUGCGAUGCCAACAGACUCGGGCAACUAUACGUGUUCGCCCAGCAGUUCCGAUUCUGCCAGCGUGGUCGUCCAUGUCAUAAACGGGGAACAGCCAGCCGCAAUGCAGCACGGGAAUAGCAGCGCUAAUAGCAUUUCAAUAAAUAAACGUAGUUUUAGUUUAGGCUUCGUGGCGACCCCGGUUGGUAUCAAUUUACUAUUAUCAUUAGCGUCGUCAUGGUUUUGUUUAGUAUUGCAAUCGAUAUGCCUGUACGGUGCUCUGAGGUGAUUUAUGGCGUAAACUUCCGACAGUUUUCCGCAUGCUUUACGUUUUCCGAUCAGUUUUGUCGCCAUUGUUCCGGUUCGGAUCGUUUGUACUUUUGUCAGUCAGUUGACUCGAUUCCGGCCGAUCUAUAGCAGCGAUACAAUUUCACACGACCAUCAACGUGAACUAAAUGACAAUGAGAAAAAGGCCCCGCUGCCUUUGUGUAAGAUAUAGGUUUUCGGUACAGAAAUGCAAUGUUGAGACUAACAUAAUUAUAAUAAUAGUGUUCACCUACCUUAGAAAAGUGGAUGGUGAUGAGUGGAAACAGAUGAGAAUGAAUGCGAUAUCAAAUAAAAAAUUAAUUUUACCUAAAAAAUCAUCUGUACAUUGAUAAAAACUCUGAGGCUUUUCACCUCUGUAGGAUAGCGAAAUUUUAGGUAUAAAUUCUGUAGCGAAACAAUAAAAAAUA
Messenger RNA from Topomyia yanbarensis, 3058 nucleotides. Its product is annotated as protein amalgam-like. The record is from RefSeq and is a predicted model, not a curated record. Gene Ontology annotation, biological process: synapse organization. The transcript is spliced from 6 exons. Lineage: Eukaryota; Metazoa; Arthropoda; Insecta; Diptera; Culicidae. Gene Ontology annotation, cellular component: neuron projection membrane. The coding region runs from base 1717 to 2613 and encodes 298 amino acids.